AAAAGAUUCGGUUCGUGUCUUCUUAAUAUGAAGCUUUUGGUUUCAGAAUUGCACUGUAACAUGUGACCAAACAUAACACGCAAUCUCUGUCUCUGUCUCUGGGUAACUAAGAAGUAGGAUCUAAGAACAUAAAUGGAGAGAGAACACGAGAACGCAACUCUACAGUCUCCGUUGAUUCAAGAUGGAUUCGUAGCUGACGUAAAGCAAAACGAAUCAUCAGGGGGAAUAGAAAGAAGGGAAAUUGUUGAAGAAGUGAAGAAGCAGUUAUGGCUUUCAGGGCCUUUGAUAUCGGUGACCCUUUUGAAUUUUUGUCUACAAGUUAUAUCUGUCAUGUUUGUGGGGCAUCUUGGCAACUUGGCUCUCUCCGGUGCUUCUAUGGCCACUUCUUUUGCCUCUGUCACAGGUUUCAGUUUAUUGGUAGGAAUGGCAAGUGCCUUGGACACCUUAUGUGGACAGUCAUAUGGAGCAAAGCAGCACAGGAUGUUAGGGAUACACAUGCAGAGAGCAAUGUUCAUUCUUAUGAUUGUUAGCAUUCCACUUGCAAUUAUAUGGAUUAACACAAGGUCCAUUCUGAUUUUCCUUGGUCAAGACCCUGAAAUAUCUGCUGAAGCUGGCAAAUAUGCUCAGUUAAUGGUUCCAAACCUUUUCGCCUAUGGUCUUCUCCAGUGCCUCAACAGAUUCUUGCAAACCCAAAAUAAUGUGUUUCCAAUGAUGUUCAGCUCCGGAGUGACUACUUUACUACAUUUUCUUAUAUGUUGGCUUAUGGUAUACAAGUCUGGACUAGGAAGCCGAGGAGCUGCCAUAGCAAAUGCUAUAUCUUACUGGUUAAAUGUUUCCAUACUCUCACUCUAUGUCAAGUUUUCUCCUUCUUGUGCAAAAACUUGGACAGGUUUUUCCAAAGAGGCACUUCAUAAUAUUCCCUCAUUUCUGAGGCUUGCCAUUCCUUCAGCUUUAAUGGUUUGCUUGGAAAUGUGGUCAUUUGAAAUGAUGGUUCUCCUUUCUGGUCUUCUUCCAAAUCCUAAGUUGGAAACAUCAGUGCUUUCUAUCUGGUUGGUUUCAUAUUUGAGAUGCUUUUCACAUUUGUUAGUUGCUACACAUAAUCAAUCAACUUUAUUAUCAUUUUCAUCAAACUAUUGUCAUUUACUUGGUUUUGUCAGCUUGAAUACAUCAGCACUUGUUUGGAUGAUCCCCUUUGGACUCAGUGGAGCUGUAAGCACUCGUGUCUCAAAUGAACUUGGAGCUGGUCAUGCGUGUACUGCACGUUUAGCAGUAUGUGUUGUCCUAGUAAUUGCCAUAAUUGAGAGCAUCGUAGUUGGAACGGUGAUGAUAGUAGUACGCAAUAUCUGGGGCUAUGCGUAUAGUAAUGAUGUAGAAGUGGUCAAAUAUGUGGCAACUAUGUUACCAAUUCUUGCAACAUCCAACUUUCUGGAUGGACUCCAAUGUGUUCUUUCAGGCACUGCUAGAGGAUGUGGUUGGCAGAAAAUUGGUGCGUUUGUGAAUCUGGGGUCGUACUAUUUAGUUGGGAUUCCAUCAGCUAUUGUAUUAGCCUUUGUAUUGCACAUUGGUGGCAAGGGGCUUUGGCUGGGGAUUAUAUGUGCACUUAUUGUUCAAGUAAUUUCUCUAAUGAUCAUUACUAUACGCACUGAUUGGGAGCAAGAGGCAAAGAAGGCUACAGAUAGAGUCUAUUGUUCAAUAACACCAGAGAGCAUAGUCUCAUGAAGCUGCAAUAUCUUUGUAGAUACACUUUCUGACUAAGUUCUAUUUGGAUGAAAGCAAUACAAGCUUUGUCACAAUUCUUCCAGUAGGAAAGUCUAGGCGCAAAUGUGCAUGGCCGAAAGGGUAUUAACCUGAUCUUUGAUAAUCUAAAGUAGUGUACAAUAUAGAUGAUGCAACUAGCAAUUGGAACUGAAGAAUAUAGGUAGGGACAUCUUUUAAUGUUUUGUCCUCGGAAAAGAUGAAUGAAAAGAGUAUGUUUGGAGUUUUGAUGUGCUGUGUGUAAAAGGUUGCUGGAUGUGAAUUUGAUCAAGUUACUGAAAACC
This is a messenger RNA of Gastrolobium bilobum, 2039 nucleotides long. Its product is annotated as protein DETOXIFICATION 16-like. Gene Ontology annotation, molecular function: xenobiotic transmembrane transporter activity; antiporter activity. The record is from RefSeq and is a predicted model, not a curated record. The transcript has 7 exons. Lineage: Eukaryota; Viridiplantae; Streptophyta; Magnoliopsida; Fabales; Fabaceae. Bases 133 to 1719 code for a protein of 528 amino acids. Gene Ontology annotation, cellular component: membrane. Gene Ontology annotation, biological process: xenobiotic detoxification by transmembrane export across the plasma membrane.